AUGAUCCUGAGGUUCCAUUUUAGAGAAACUUACAGAGGAGAACUUACGGGACUGGGGGCUUUUGCAAGACUUCUAUCGUUUUGUGAAGAUCGAAGAACCCCUAACCUUUCUUCAUUGUGCACUCCCCGAAGAACGUUGCCGGCGCGCGCGAUACUUUUGUCGGCAAUCCCUCUUCCGACCCGUAACCCUCCUUUAAGUUUCUUCUCUCUUCUCUCGACACUCUCUCCCUCAAGCUCACUGUGGCUCACCUCUCUCACGGCUGGUCUCGCCGUCGACCCCUCUCUCUCUGGUUUCACGCUUCUCUCGCGCCCAUUUCAGACUCAAGCUCAUCGCUCUCUGUCACCACCGUCGCAAGCUCUGUCGCGCUCUGUCACCAUUGCAAGCUCGUCUUCUUGUGUCGGCCGUCAACGCUUCCUUCGUCGUGAGUUGGUCCUGGGUAGGUGUUCACUGCUAUGGCAUUCAUCUUGUUCACAGAAGAGAAUGUUGACAUUGCUGUUGUUGAGGAUAAAGGCUGCACCACAUACUCCCCUUAGGCUACGUGAUGAUCCUGAGACAGGUUCCAUUUUAGAGAAACUUACAGAGGAGAACUUACGGGACUGGGGGCUUUUGCAAGACUUCUAUCGUUUUGUGAAGACAAUAGAAAGUUCUGCCAAGGAAUUCUUUGGGCAAAGGUGGAACUCAUGCAAUUCAAGGAAUUCCUAAAAUAAUUUUGAUAAAUCUCUUGGAGAAGAGGUAAUUUUAUUUCUAUCAUGUCUACUGCUGCUUCCCUUGCAUGUGUUUCUUUUUGCAAUUCAUAUUUGAAUACUGCCAAAAAUGUGGUUGCAGAUAAGAGCUAGCCUAAAUGAGCAUUUUGGUUCCUGCAGGGAGAUCUCGAGGGUGUCAGUCCCAAAAGAUUUUGAUAGUGUUUAUUAUUAAUUUGACAGAGUGUGGCGUUGGCUUUGAUAUGAUAAUUAACUAAAAGUUUGAUUUCUUUAUCCAUUUAUUUAUUAUUAAUUUUUAUUAUUUAUAGCUUGAGAAUGAGGACAUGCUCUAUCUACUUUCUAUUGAUUUUUGGUUAUCACUGCUAGUAUUUAACAGGUUAUGGUGGUUGAUGCUGAGGCAUACACCUAUGAUGAUGAGGUCAUCAAGAAAGUUGAAGCAAUGGGGAAGCCCGAAAAUCCUGAAGAAGAAAGCUAAUGUGGAAACUACUAGAGCCAUAAAACAUCAUCAAGAAAGCUGAAGCAAUGGGGAAGCCCGAAAAUCCUGAAGAAGAAGCUACUGUGGAAACUACUAGAGCCAUAAAACAUCAUCAAGAAAGCUGAAGCAAUGGGGAAGCCCGAAAAUCCAGAAGAAGAAGCUACUGUGGAAACUACCAGAGCCAUAAAAGCUUCUCAGUUGUUGCUAAAUGCCAUUGAAAUCCUGAAGAAGAAGCUGGAUGCAUGCUGUACGUCUCUGAGCACAUAGUGGAGGCUGAUGAUUAGUUUGCUGAAUUGGGUCCACAUAUGUGAGGAGGUUGAUCAAAAUUAUUGUUAGAUAGGAUGGCAAAGUUAUUGGAAUUGUAAUUCAUGUAUUAGGAAUACAUUGCGUAUUUAUCAUUUUUAUUUUUGAUAUUUUGUCAUACUGUCAUGUGAUUAAACAUUUUUUUGGUGAAUGUUUAUGUAUGUUGGAUUAGUGGAU
Arachis ipaensis is the source of this 1656-nucleotide messenger RNA. The record is from RefSeq and is a predicted model, not a curated record. NCBI's taxonomy places the organism in Eukaryota, Viridiplantae, Streptophyta, Magnoliopsida, Fabales, Fabaceae.